Molecule: messenger RNA, 1650 nt
Organism: Schistocerca nitens (vagrant locust)
Lineage: Eukaryota; Metazoa; Arthropoda; Insecta; Orthoptera; Acrididae
Product: chitotriosidase-1-like
Exons: 7
Coding region: 65-1216 (383 amino acids)
Biological process (GO): chitin catabolic process; carbohydrate metabolic process
Cellular component (GO): extracellular region
Molecular function (GO): chitinase activity; chitin binding
Source: RefSeq, a predicted model, not a curated record
GUAUAAAACGUCGAUCGUAACUGGUGCCAGUGUGUUAACUGCAAAGCCAACAUCAGACCUCGCCAUGAUCAUGUGGAGUUCGGUUGCCGCUCUCCUGCUUCUGGGGCUGACGGCGACAGCCUCGGCCACGAGCGUGUCGUGCUACUGGGGCUCGUGGGCGACGUACCGCGCGGGUCCAGCCAACGUAGAGGUGGCCGACAUCGACACCACGCUCUGCACGCAGGUGGUCUACGCCUUCGCUGGCCUCGACGAGACGACCAACAGCAUCAAGUCGCUCGACCCCUACAACGACCUGGAGGAGAACUACGGCAAGGGCAACUACAAAAAAUUCACUGCGCUCGCCGACCAGGGCGUCGUGCCGCUGCUCGGCGUCGGGGGAUGGAAUGAAGGCUCCGUCAAGUACUCAACGAUGGCGUCCACGGCAACGUCGCGCAGCGCGUUCGCAACGAACGCGGUCUCGUUCCUGCAGCAGUACGGCUUCAAGGGCUUGCAGCUGGACUGGCAGUACCCGGGGCAGCGCGGCGGCAGCGCCGCGGACCGGGAGAACUUCGUACUACUGUGCCAGGAGCUGCACCAGCGCCUCGCCGACGCGGGGCUCUCCUUCGGCAUCGCAGUUGGCGCCCUCCACGGCAUGACCGAAACUUCCUACGACGUGCCCUCCCUCAUCCCAUACGUGGACUGGAUCAACCUCAUGUCCUACGACUACGCUACUGCUUCGACCGACAGGCUAACGGCCAAUAUGGCUCCCCUGUGGCCACGGCUCAACGUCACCAGCUACCUGAACGUGGACGCAACAGUGCAGGAGUGGAUCUCUGCGGGCGCUCCGGCGGCGAAGCUGCGCGUGGGCGCCCCGUUCUACGGGCGCACCUACACCCUGGCCAACCCCGACUCGCACGGCCUGGAUGCGCCAGUAGUCGGUGCGGGCGUCGCCGGCGCCUACACCCAGGAGGCGGGGCUCCUCGCAUACUUCGAGAUAUGCAUGGCGACCUGGACAGAAACAGUUAUUGAGGACGGCGAGGCCUAUGCCUACAGCGGCAACCAGUGGGUCAGCUUCAAGAAUCCCCAGACAAUGCAAACCUUGGGAGAGUAUGCUGUUCAGAAAGGCCUGGACGGGGCACAUAUUUGGUCCAUUGAAUCUGACGACAACCACAACACUUGUGGAGGUGGUGUGAAGCCUCUUCUUAACAGCCUAAACAAAGGAUUAGGUCUUCAGUGAGAGAUUAUUAGCUACAUGUGAUCUCUUCUCACAAUGUGGGAGGAUCAAGACUGAAAACAUUUGUAUCUAUCUGAGCAUAAACAAACAAUAGAACAUUAAAUAUAUAAAAGCACUUAAAUAUGAACACACCAAAGCAUGAAUGAUUUUACAGUUUCAUACAUGUAGUGUAACAUAAUGUGACAUCUGAGAGUUAAAGUCUCUUUCAGUCAGAAGCUGAUGAAGUAACAUGAACACUAAGGAUAUACUGGCAUUUACUGGAUUAUUCUCACAAAACUUAAAUCAUCAGCUUAUAUGUUGAACCAUAUCAGUUCCUGUCUACAACAGGACUGUAUUUCCAGAAAAAAAGUAUAUUUCACAUAGUAGCUGUUAUCACAUAAUCUGUUGUCUAUAUAAUAAGUAAUAAUAAAGGAAAAUAGGGAAAUCUAUACUCAGAA